Messenger RNA from Closterium sp. Naga37s-1, 4341 nucleotides. The record is from the annotation of a GenBank genome assembly. NCBI's taxonomy places the organism in Eukaryota, Viridiplantae, Streptophyta, Zygnematophyceae, Desmidiales, Closteriaceae.
AUGGCCAACGCUGCGUCGCUCGACGCCAUGACGCCAUUUCCGCUGUCCUCCGCACCUGCCGUUUUUGCUUACGAUACCCUCGCGGCUGCGACUGCUCCCGCUUCCGCUUUCAACUCCUCCCCCGACCUUCCGCAGCCGCAGCGGCCGCAGCCGGAGCAGCCGCAGCUACAGCAGCCGGAAUCGCGCCAUCAACCGCAUGUCGCCACAUUCAUUGCGGCUUCCCCCUCUGCCAAUCCUGCUUCCGCCGCCUCCCCCGCUUCGAACAUUUCCGCCGACCCGCCGCAGCACCCGCAUCAGCCACAGCCGCAGCAACCGCAUUCGCGCCUCCAGGCACACGCCAUGCUCAUCGCCGCCGCCACAGGCCGCGUCGCGCUGCCCAAUCUUUCCGCCACGCGCCCCGCCGCGAUUCUGAGCGAGAAUCACGCGAGCGAUGAUUGCGUCGGUAACGGCUCUCGGGCGAACAGCAACAGCAACGGUAUACGCGAUAGUGUCAGCAUCGGUACCCGCAAGGGCGUGGCUUCAGCAUCGCACGGCAACUCCGCCGCGCCUCCAGAGCCCGCGACGGCAGCGGCGACAGCCGCGUGCGACGCUCCGGCUCGUAACGUAACGGCUAAUAACGAAGCCGCGACGUCAGUUCGUGCGUCCCGUCCGCCGACACAGCAACCGGCGGGGUCGGCAGUGUCCGGCAGCAGAAGCGGGAGAAGCGGGAGGAGCACGAGCGGCACGAACGAACGGAUCGGCAACGGGGGUGGCGACACGAACGGGGGAAGCGGGGCGAAUGGCAGCUGCGGCGGUGGUUGCGGACUCGGCGGCGGAUACAGCGGCGGCUCGGGCAGCGCCUUUGACGGCGGCUUUGGCGGCGAUGGGUACAGCAGCGCGAAGGCAACGCCGGCAGUCCCUAUCAACACGAAAUCACCGCUUUCCUCGACGGAUCUUAGAACGGACAAUACUAAUAGCGGCGCCGCCCACCCUUGCGUGCGACCCUUCGACUUAGUAGCAGUAACGGCCGAUCUCUUAGUCCGCGAAAACUCGCUACUAGUCCAAGGAAACUCGUUAAUACGCGGUGGUGACGUCAUAGCCCGAAAAGGCUCCGCAAAUCUGAAAGACGCAAUAACCCGUCUCCUUUCCGACACCGUGGCGUCGCCUCCUGUGCCACCGCCUGUGCCGCCAGCUGCGCCGCCGCUGGCGCCGCCGCUGAUGCAGCAGCCCUUGAAACGAUCUUCUCCGCCCAUCCCAACGUUCUCUGCUCCGCCCUCCCGAACCAGCGGCGACCCUGCCGAGCCUCUUCCCAAACCUCCUUCCGAACCUUCUUACGGGCCUCGUUCCUGGCCUUCCAUUCCCGAGCCUCUCCGCCCGUCGCAUGCGAACCCUCUGCCCGCGUCCGCCCAGCCCUCGUGCGCGCAGAGCGCCGCCCCAUCCGCUUCCCCUUUACCCGCGGCUCUGGCGGCGCUACUGGGCAUGACACGUGGCACGGAUCCGUUGCAGUUCAUGGGAAUCGAACGGCGGAGGGAUGAUCUGCUGCGAGCCGCGGCGUCGGCUCGCAGCACCUGCGGCGUCCCGUCGGUCAACUGCCCUUCGCAAAGCAAUCUCGUCUCGCAGGUCUCGUCCCAUCCGUCCGAUUCGCUCUCAUCUCAUCCGUUUGAUUCGCUCCUUGCUGCGCCAUCCGCGGCCUUUCCGUGUCUGCCGCGAUCCGCUUCCGCUCCCGCCGGGUCUGGGGAAGGCGGAACAGCAGCGGAAACAUCAACAGCAACAGCAACAGCAACAGCGGCAGCGGCAACGGGGAAAAGGGAAGGGGAAGCAGCGGGAAGCGAGGGGGAGCGGGGCGCGGGAGCGGCGUGGGUGGCGCGGACGCCGCGCGAGGAGGACAUCAACGAGUGGCUGGCGAAGGUGCUCGGCCCGGGGGGUUUGCAGGCGCGCGGGGGGGGAAUACAGCGGCGGGAGCAAGAGGAAAUGGCGAAGGUGCUCGGCCCGGGGGGCUUGCAGGCGCAGGGAACUGCAGGGGGGGUCGGCAUGCAGCCGCGGGAGCCAGCGGUUGCGGGGAAUGCGCCUGGGCAGGAGGCGCAGCAGAACGCCCCGGCGGCUGGGAGCGCCGGAGGGUGGGGCCAGGGGGGAGGGCGCGCAAGAGAUGGGGUCCGGGCGGAACAAAGUGGAGAAGGGCGGAGAGGCGGAAGCGGGUGGGCGGGAGGGUUGCUGGCUGAAAACAUUCAGCUUUUGGCUGCGAAUCAGGGGUUAUGCUCGAGUCUGGGGGUGAAUGCAAAUUCGGGGUUAGAUUCGGGGUUAAAUGCGGGGCAGGGGGCAGGUUUGGAUGAGAUUGUUAGUCUGGCUGGUGCUGUGCUUUCCAGGCACGCAGCAGCGGGCGCAGGGGGGGUGUCAGGUGGCACAGGAGAAUUCACGUUUGGAUCGUUGGGUGCAGCGGGGUUAGGUGCGGUAGGGAACGAUGUGAUGAUGGGAGGACGGGAUGCGAUGGCAGCAGCAGCAGCAGCGGUGCAGAGGAUGUAUAGACAGGCUCUGGUGGACCGAUACUUGCAGGAGCAGCAGGCGAGCAGAUCGCACACUGCCAUGCCCACUCUUGCUGCCGCUGCUGCUGGUGGUGCUGGUGGUGGCGGUGGUGGUGUUUUUCCUGCCUGCGCGUCUGGCAGUGGUGGUGCAAGUGCAAGCUCCAGCGCUGCUGCUCGUGCGUGUGCUGGCAGCAGUGCUGGGAACAGUGUUGCCAAUGCUGCUGGCAACGGUGCUGUCAAUGCUGCUGUCAGCAGUGCUGCCAGUGCACACGUUUUACGGCAGCACGAUGGCAUGCAGUUAAAGCGGCAGUUAUCAGCAGCAGCAGCAGCAGCCGUUGCCGUUCAUGCUUCUGCUGCACUGCCCCUUGAACGUGCUGCUGCUGAUGCGUCUGGGUGUGAGAGUGCACCUCUGUGGGAUGGUGUGUCUGGGUGCGCUGGUGUGUCGCUGGGUCAGUGGGACUCGUGGGAGCUGCAGCAGCCUGCCACUGUCCAGGAGCUUGUGCUGCAGUGCAAUAAAAGAUCCUGGAAGUACGAGGAAUCAGGAGAAGCUCCUGCUUCUCCUCGCAAUGGACUUUCUGUGCUCGGGGUUUUCCCCCGCCUGGGCAAAGCUUAUGCCACUCCUGUCAACGAACCUCCUCGCCCCGAAUCACCAGUCCGUUCAGUCGGCAUGGUGUAUGCGUGGGGCGCACCGAGCUCGCCGACUGUCGUGGAGCCACACCCGUCCGUGACUCUUGUGCCUGGUGGUGAUGAGGGCCCUUCAAACCGCGGCGAGAGCACUCCGUCAACGGUGAAUAGCGCUCCUGCCAAGCGUCCUCGCACCGGUGGUGUGAAAUACACCCAGCAGCUUCUGUGGGGUGCAAAGCCCCCACGCCAACCACCAAGUCCUCCUCGUGCAGCACCGCUUGUGAAUGCUGAUGAGGAGUUACCCAAAUCGGAUGCUGACGCUGAGUAUGCAAUCAUGAAACAUCGUUUUGAUUCUGACUGGGCAUCCCGUUUUCCGUGGCUUCGUUUGCAUCGCACGAAAGCAGGCCGCCCCUCGUUGAAGUGCAACGUCUGCAUGCUGCAUGGCGAUCCCUCUGCCAACACGACGUACGGCGUCAAGGGCGAGGGUGGCCGCGAUCUUCAGCUUGGCAGCAUGCGCGCCCAUGUUGCGACUCGGGCGCACAAGGCCGCCUUGAAGGUGGAAGCUGAGGCUGAGGCGCGUCGUGAGCGUCAACUCACUCUGACGCGUUGGCAAGCCACGGACGCAUCAACACGUCACAUAAUCCGCUGUCUGCACAUCGCCAUGUUCAUCUGCACACACUCAUUCCGUAUUGCACGUGCGUCACAGGUGGAUGUGACUCUGGUGGCACACCUUGCUGAGCAGACAAGGAUGCGCCUGACCCAACGCUACCUCCGUGUCCCCGAGGGACACACAUUCGGUCAUGGCGACAAGAUGCAUCUGCCUGCCUUCAUCCGUGCACAUGGGAAGUCGGACCCGGACAAGCGGAAGAUGAAGGUGGAAGGGGUCGAUAGAGAUGGGACCCCAUCCUCUCAUGAGUUCGUGCUCCACGAGCGACCUCUGGCCGAUGAAGACCCAGAUGGUGAAGACCCAGACGGUGACGCGACAUCAGGUGACGCGACAGCAUGCUACGAGCUGUCGACCAAGUUUGUGCGGGAGGUUGUGAAGCAGCUUGAGAAGCGGCUGAGAGAUCUGUCUCACCUCGAUGGCUCGAAGCUCUUUUUGUCAUCGAAGUACCUUCUCGACGAUGACAAGCGUGUCGCGGCGUUCAAGCGCUGGCUGAAGCAGCUCCAUGUGCUCUUCCGCGAGACCCUGCUUGGUUUGUGCCCGUUGAUUCUGUGA